Messenger RNA from Macadamia integrifolia, 676 nucleotides. RefSeq lists its product as uncharacterized. The transcript has 2 exons. Lineage: Eukaryota; Viridiplantae; Streptophyta; Magnoliopsida; Proteales; Proteaceae. The record is from RefSeq and is a predicted model, not a curated record. The coding region runs from base 17 to 661 and encodes 214 amino acids.
CAACAGCUUCAGGGCUAUGUUAGAAACAACUGGUUUCGGAUGGGAUGCGAAUGCUCGGACUGCCACAGCUGAUGAUUCAGUAUGGGAAUCUGCUAUUCAGGGAAACAAGGAUUGGGCAAAGUAUAGAAGAAAUGGUCUCCCCUUGUGGCCAGAGUUGUUGGAGAUCUUCUCCGACUCUAGUGCCCGUGGGGAUAGAGGUCUGUCACAGGCAACAGUUGUAACUCCAACGUCAACUAACCUUGAAAUUGAUGAUGAUUUACAUGACACUGAUAAUGAUGACAGUGAUGCUUGUACUGGGACACCCAAGGGGUCAGCUCCUCCGAAGCGGCAACUUGAUAGGACUCCUACAGAUCGUAGGAGGAAGAGCCACACACGGACACUCACGAACUCCGCUGAGGACUUUAGAACCUUUGUCCGAUGGAGGAUGGAAAAGGGAUCAACCUCUGCCACCUCAGCAGUUACCCGACCACCUGACCCUAUUGUUGAUGGACCAUAUAGCAUGAUGAGCUGUCAGAAGCUACUGGACAGUUUGGAGGAUAUCCCAAUGGAUUUGUAUGUGUUGGCGCAGCGUAAGAUACACAGUGACCCUGGAUGGUGCAUGUCUUUUAUUGAAGUGAGACCUGACAGGAGGUUGUGGAUGCUACAUGGUCUGAAGGAGUGAAAGUAACAGUUUCUG